AUGGCUGGCGCGGCUGAGGGCGGCGUCCCCGCUAGCCCUCUUCCGGAGUUGCUGCUCGGAUUCUGUCCGUACACUGUCUUGGGAGUUUCCCCAGCAAAAGAGAACUCAGAGUCUUCCGCCACGGGAGCUGCAGCUGGCGGCUGCUCCGCAGCGACCGCCACUUCUGCCAGUCCAGCGUCCACGUUCUUCGCCUCCGUCUCGCUCAAAACUUUAGCUCAGGCGUAUAGACGGGCAGCCCUCCGGGCGCAUCCAGACAAGAACCGCGGACGGGAGGCCCAAGCUGCCGAGGAGUUUGUGCGCAUCCAAGCUGCGUACUCGUUCCUCUCUUCUGAAGAGAACAGAGCGGCGUACCACGCGUUCUUGGAGAGACGCGAGCGACACGAGGCUCUUUUGGGGGAGCGGCGGCGUCGCGGCCUCCAGGCGGAUGAGAAGAAACGGAAGUUCGCGGAGGAUCUGAAGAGGCGGGAAGAAGCUUUUGCAGAGUCGCAGCGAAAGGCACAGGACGCAGAGAGAGGCGCGCGCGCCGCAGCAGACUUUGAGAAAGACAGACUCCGGCGCAUUCGCGAGAGAAACGAACGGAUUCUGGAGGAACACCAAGAGAAACUGAACGCGAGAUACGCGCAACAACAAGCUGCCCGACAGGCAGCGGCCACGUCUCUUCACCAACACUCGCCGUCUGCGCAGAGCGACAGAAACAUGUAUGAUGCGUUUGAUUGCAAACGAAGGAGAUUCGGAGAAGGAAACGACCAGGUGCACUCCGGUUCCGCGAAUGGGGAAACCGAAGACGCCGACGACAUCGAGGACAUCCUCACACGGUCCGUGUACGUGCACUGGACGGCUGCAGCACCUGGGACCGAUGGAGAGAAGCUUUCGGGGACUUCUGGGCCGCCGAACCCGGCUUCCUCGGCGGCGGGUGAGCAGCGUGAGAUGCAGGAUACUGCCGUCUCUCCCACGCUUCUCUCUUCACUCUUCAUUCCUCUGCAUGCGCUCUACAUCUUUGGAUACACUGCAGACAAGGGGUAUGCCUUGGUCGCCUUCGCCACUCGCGAGCGUGCUCUGGAGAGUGCUCUCGAGUUUCAGCAGCAGCAGAGGCAGAGGCGAAGAGAGGCUGGAGGAGAGAAGAAGAAACCGCCUCGCCUGCGCGUGAAAAUAGCUGAUCAGGUCGAACACUUGAGGGAGCGUUUGUCAGUCCUUCAAGAAGCGGCAGAUGUUGCUGCAGCGGAAUUCGCCCGUGCUGCCGCCGAGGCCGCAAACAAAAGAGCCACUGGUGGAUCGUCUACGAGCGCAGACACUACACGCAACCACUGCGUAGCUCAAGAUGUCACACACGCACCCGACACGACAUCUGCUGCCAACUUACAAACGAGCGGAGUGCCCGAGCCUGUACAGAUUCCGCUGCCUUUCCCUUCGCCGCCUGCUGUGAUGACACCGGCGUCGCUUGCCGAGUUUGAAGCCGCGACACUCCAGCGGCUGAAAGAGGCAGCCGCAAAGAAAAAAGCGAUGCAAGCAGCGCAGCAGGAAACUGGGAAGGGAAACGAACCUCCUGGUGUCGGAGGAUGA
Molecule: messenger RNA, 1560 nt
Organism: Toxoplasma gondii ME49
Lineage: Eukaryota; Apicomplexa; Conoidasida; Eucoccidiorida; Sarcocystidae
Product: DnaJ domain-containing protein
Exons: 2
Coding region: 1-1560 (519 amino acids)
Biological process (GO): spliceosomal complex disassembly
Cellular component (GO): spliceosomal complex
Source: RefSeq, a predicted model, not a curated record